Messenger RNA from Symbiodinium necroappetens, 303 nucleotides. Lineage: Eukaryota; Dinophyceae; Suessiales; Symbiodiniaceae. The record is from the annotation of a GenBank genome assembly.
AUGGCUGCAUUGGACUUCAUCACCGGUGCAGAGCCUGCCGGGGCGCCCGACGGCUACACCGCGCAGCAGACGAUGAGCCAUGCGCAUUCUGUGGCUUAUCCUUUGUUGGAGCUCCCUCCGGCUAGGACGUGGGACCAGGGCAUGCGUGCAGACAGAAAGGAGAUGCUUGCCCCCACUGCGCAGCCUCCGCCACCGCACGCAUUGCCGUCGCUCCUUGGCCAUCGGCGUCGCAUCUCCCAGGGUGCAGAAGUCUUCAACACGCGCUUGCCCGGAGAAAUGCCCUGCAGCCCGAUGGCCGGAUGA